AUGAAGAAAGAAGUCGGCAGAAUGAUCAGCGCCAUCGGAACGCAGAGGAAGAAGAAAGAGAAGGAAGAGGACGAAAAGGCACCACGAGUUGCAUCGAAAGGGAUCCAAAAGAACUUGGACUUCAACUUCAAGCUCAAGAGCCUGGCGAGAGCGGCUGAGGAGGAGACGUUGGAAGAAGGAGUGAAAGAAGUGCUCGAGAUGAUAAAGGUCAGAAACGCGGAACAAGGAGACGUCUCUUCUUCUACUGUCCCAGAUCAAUUCGAUCAAGGCCGGAAGCUCAUCUGAAGGCAAGAGGCGGAAGAUGGAACCGGACUUCGAACGCGGACUGUGGUUUCCAUACGGGAGUGCCGCCAGAGGCCAUGGUGGUACCCGUCAAAACAGAGGCCGGGGAGCUGCGAGAGCAGGAGAGCAGAAGACAACGAUCAAAUGUUUUCGGUGCAACGGAUUCGGGCACCACGCGUCCGAGUGUGAGCAAAGAAGGUGAGGGAUUCCCAGACAGAUUAGCGAGCUCCAUGGAUUUCUGGGAAAGGAAUUGUAGGACAGACUGGAUCUUGAGCGUAGUUGAACACGGGUUUAGGAUUCAGUUCGAUAGGAGUACGGUCCUACCGGAGCCCCAGGGCAUGAGACCUCUUGAGUUGCGUGCCAGCACUAAAAGUUUGGGAUGCAGCAUGAAUUAUCGUAAAAGAAGUAUUCAGAAACGAACGAAGGCCAAGCGCAGCGCGGUGGAUAGCUCAAGAGCCACACUAGUUCCAAAGAGAGCUCUAUCUCGAUGCAUUAUUUGCGGAGACGUAAUAUUACCGUCAUAUCUCCCGAAUAUAAACGUUUUUUAGGUUGAUCCCGAGAUUCCCUCGGACGCAGACCCUUUAGAAUACGAAAGUCGAGUCACGGAUUGGACGCGAUGCGCUCUGUGCAAGCAGCAGGCUCAUUCUUCGUGCGUAGGAAGAGAAGCGAUGUGUCCUUGCUCGAAAAAUGCUCAAUUCGAGCUUUACCCGCAGAAUUUUGAGGAUGAGCGCGAUUCGGACGAAAGUGAAGCUCUUUCCGACGAAUGA
Molecule: messenger RNA, 1049 nt
Organism: Caenorhabditis sp. 36 PRJEB53466
Lineage: Eukaryota; Metazoa; Nematoda; Chromadorea; Rhabditida; Rhabditidae
Source: the annotation of a GenBank genome assembly